AAGGGGGUGAAAGAGGGAGUGUGGAGAGUGCAGCAGACGAAAUGGAGCUUGAGCGAGGAAUCUUCACGCACUUCGUUUUAAUCACCAUUUUCUCCGCCUGUGUCUACUGUUCGGACUGCGUGUGGAACAAAGACAAGGACUUCCCUCAAUACCCACCGCUCAUCCUCGAUUCCAGUUUCGAGUUUGUACUGCCGGUGGAGGAGGAUGGCAACAGGGUGGUCAGGGUGGCGGCGGGAGAGACCGUGACUCUGGCAUGUCCAGGCGACGAGAUCGAAAACUUGCAUCAGGUGGAGGCGGAGGCUCGCUGUCUCGAGAACGGCCUCCUGGCUAUCGAAAACUCAGAGUGGGAUAUGGCGAGCCUGGGCUGUGGCGAUGACGUGAAGGAGGUGAUCUUCCGCGACCAGGGAGCAUGCGGCGCUGGGAACAUCGGAAUCCUGCACGAGAUUGGCUUCGAGAUAUUAAGUGCGGAGAAAUUCAAGAAGGUUCUUCGAGUCUGCUUCGAUCCCUCCUUGGAGACCACCCUGUACACAGAGCACCUCAUCCACGGCGCCAACAUCGCCGCCAAGGACAUUGACUCGUCCAGGCCAUCCUUCAAGAGCUCUACAGGCUUCUUCAGCGUGUCCAUGAGCACCGUGUAUUCCCAGAGCUCACAGCUGGAACUCAUGAUAAAGCUUCUUGGUGACGAGGACCUCGCCCAUCAGAUCAUAAACACACACAAGCAGUUCUACUUCGCCAAAGGCCACAUGUCCCCAGAUGCCGAUUUCGUAUUAAUGGCCAACCAGGACGCCACUUACUACUACAUCAAUGCCUUGCCACAGUGGCAGGCCUUCAACAACGGGAACUGGAAGUACUUGGAAUUCGCCACGCGGGAUCUGGCGGAGAAGAAGAGGCGUGAUCUUCGGGUGUACAGCGGCGGGUGGGGCGUUCUGGAGCUGAUUGACAUCAAUGGUAAUCCCGUGGAGGUUUUCCUCGGAUUGGCGCAAGAGAAGAAAGUGGUGCCCGCGCCUGCAGUCACUUGGAAGGUGGUGCACGAUGAGCUCACUAACUGCGCCGCCGCCAUCGUGGGCGUCAACAACCCGCACCUCACCUCGGCCCCCUCCACGCUUUGCGAAGACCUGUGCUCUUCACUCCCGUGGAUCGACUUCGACGUGAGUGAUCUGGGGCACGGCUACACCUACUGCUGCUCUGUGGCCGACCUGCGAGCCGCUGUCCCUCACGUGCCUGAGCUCGGGGAAGUGUGUCUGCUCACCGAGUAAGCGGAAUGUGAGCUUGAUUCACUCCAGUGCUAUCGGCGAAGACAGUUUCAGACGUAUUAUCUAAUUGCUGGAGAUUAAUUAUCAUUCUAUUCCCGUUUAUUCUUUGUACUAGGAUGUUAAGAUAAUUUCCAGUGACUUAUGUAAUGCAUAAUAAUAAGCCGCAAUAGUUAGGUUUAAUUAUGUAGCAACCUUGUGUCGAAAGGUAAACAUAUUAAGAAACAUAUAUUAGAAACCACACAUAGCUAACACGUCACUUAUACACUUUUCUUAAUGGCCACGAAUGAAACUUAUUGCUUGACUAACUCCUUGUUAAAGACUGCUUGCUUCAUAACGCGCUCCUCUAAACUUCACGUUGCACCUUCGUUUUUUUAUCUUAAAGUGAACCAACCAACCCUGCUAAAUAAACUAUACUGAAUGGGGAUUCAGGGAAGGACUCUAGAAUGAUUCAAAACUUUUUCACCAACAAAAACUCGUUACUAAUCGUAGAAGUUCAAUCUGGUACGACAAAAAUGCAUAAGAUCAUAAGAGCAUACGAAACAUAAGAACAUAAGAAAAUAAGGGAAGCAGCAAGAAGCCAUCAGGUCUACACGUGGCAGUCCCUGUAUUUAACAUACCUACGUAUUUCCAUCUGUCGUCCCUCGUAGGAACUUCUUAAGCUGGGAGCGUUAGUGAAUCCCAUCCCCCAUCCAUAAAUUUGUUUUAUCUUCCUUUAAAGCUUCCUAAUGACUCAGCACUAACACCCUGAUUACUGAGUCCAUUCAUUUAAUCUACCAGACAACUUGAGAACCAAUUCCUUCCUAUCUCUUUCUUGAACCUAAAUUUUUCAAGCGUGAACCCGUCAUUUCUUGUUUUAUCCCGAUUACUGAUUCUGAGAAUUUUGCUUACGUCCCCCUUGUUAUAACACUUAUACCACUUAAAGACUUCUGUCAGGUCCCCUCUUAACCUACGUCUCUCUAAGGAAUGUAAAUUUAAAUGUAAAUUAUUUAGUACAUACUCUUUCGAAAGCUGUAGUAUUGUCUCCUAACCUCACGUCUUGUACAUGAUAUAUCUGUAUAAACUAAGAUAAAGUUGCAAGCAGACAGUGACGUUAAGAAGACAAGUUCCUUCUGCUCUUUGUACUAUUUGGUGACUGUAACACAUAAUAAAUCGCGCUAUCGAAAAUAAACAACAAA
Molecule: messenger RNA, 2428 nt
Organism: Scylla paramamosain (green mud crab)
Lineage: Eukaryota; Metazoa; Arthropoda; Malacostraca; Decapoda; Portunidae
Exons: 8
Coding region: 42-1256 (404 amino acids)
Biological process (GO): apoptotic DNA fragmentation
Cellular component (GO): mitochondrial inner membrane; nucleus
Molecular function (GO): single-stranded DNA endonuclease activity; RNA endonuclease activity; nucleic acid binding
Source: RefSeq, a predicted model, not a curated record